Helianthus annuus (common sunflower) is the source of this 1194-nucleotide messenger RNA. Its product is annotated as WAS/WASL-interacting protein family member 1-like. The transcript has a single exon. The coding region runs from base 1 to 1194 and encodes 397 amino acids. The record is from RefSeq and is a predicted model, not a curated record. NCBI's taxonomy places the organism in Eukaryota, Viridiplantae, Streptophyta, Magnoliopsida, Asterales, Asteraceae.
AUGCCGCCAAGAUUCUUCAGGAGAAGAGGAAGAGGCAAGGGGCCAAUCACCACCCCCAACAAUAAUGAAGCUGGACCCUCGAAUGCGCGAGCUCCAUCUACCACGGAGAGUGACGAUCCCCAGCAGAACCGGAGGAACCUCUUUGAGCCCACUAGAAGGUCGGUCUCACACAGUUCAACACCUCCUAACCCUUAUGGGCCACAACCAGAUUAUGAGCCCCACAACCCUCAACCUUCAUACAUACCAUUACAGCGAUCCUUAUCGCACAACUCCUUCGGUGACCCUACACCAGUUUUUAGGGGCCGGUUUAACCCGGCAAACUUCCUGCAAGAACCAGGGAAUUUUAACCCAUUAGGUCCAGAAGAUCAUUUCUCUAGAGAUCAUGCGGACGAUAUGGACGAGGAUACGGACCCUGUCGAGCCUGCCAGUGGCACACCAAACCACCCGAUAGAGAUCUCGGAUGGGUCUUCCUUCCACGGAUCACCCUAUGUUGGUCCAGAUAGCUUUCAAGCUAUGUUUACCAGGCACGAAUGGUACUUUACGCCUCCUCGCCAUGCAUCACCUCAGCAGCAGCAACAACAGCAACAAGACCCCUCUGAGGAUCCAAGGUUCGUGGCAGUCACGCCACCACCUCCUCCACCACCAGUUCAACCGGCACCCCCGCAACCACCAAGGCGUAGGAGAACCGGAGCGCGCAUAUCUGUGCGAACAGGAGACUUUCAUUUUAGUUCUCCGCUUCAAUCAAGUGGCAGCCACUACCCGCCACAUCAAGAAGAUCCACAAAUGGGUGGGCCUUCACACCAGUUGCACCACAACCACCGCCUAUGGGUUUUGAUAACCCAAAUUCCGGCAUACACGGGUUCCAUGGCAUACAACCCAUUUGAGCAGCCAGUACACACCAACUACAAUUACGCCGAAGCUGAUCCGUACGUAGUAGCGGCUAACUAUAACACCCAAGGACCCUAUGGAGAUCCAUGGGGAGUAGGGUACCCAACUCAUGGGUACCAGAUACCUGCAAGACCUAUUAUACGGACACAAUUGCAACCACCAAGGUUCUCUCCGCCUGAGCGUGAAGAAAUUAUGCAAAGGUUGGACUAUGUAGAGCGAGAAUUUCACAGGGAGCGAAGGGAGCGACAAACAUUCUUCCAAGGAUUGACAAGCUUGAUUAAAGGAAAGAGCAAGAAGGACCACUGA